AUAUAUGAUGAAUCUCCUGAUGCUUCUGCUGUUUGCGUUGCUGCUGACAGUCCCCUAUUGUUGUGAAGGAGCUUCAUCCAACGCUUUGGAUGAAGGGAUUAAAAUUGGUCAAGAAAAAGCAAACAUCUUUAUUAGAAGACAGAAGAGGGCUUACCCAUAUUCUGAAAGGUACUAUGAAAUGUUCAAGUCCCCGAUGGAGCUGAAGCAAGAACAGUGUGAGCAUUAUACACCCUGUAACCACUACUCUGAAAUAGUGGGAUUUCCUACAGCAUAUCGCCGUUACUUUGGAAGCAUAUGAAUAUAGUCAUUUCUCAUCCAACUGGGACAUCUGCGAGAGCAAAGAGUGACUGGUGCAGGGCAGUUUAAGAAAAAUAAAAAUAGCAUCUUGUUUCUAUUUUACUAACAAGAGUUUAACAGCAACAUAUUCACUUUAAAGAUAAGAAAUAAGUACUGUCUUUUUUCUGAGGACCAAGUAAGUACUAGCAAGGUCUGCUAGUAAUUCUAUAAAUUCCAGUAUUUCUUGAAACAUAAAUGACAUUUCUUGGAAAGGGAAGGCAAAAAAUUAUUAAGGUAAUUGGAAGUUGAGGGAAGUUGAGGGGCAAUCUAAUGGUAAAAUUUGUAGUUCUAGAAAGAGAUGUUAUGGUGAAUGUUCUCAUAUUUCAAACUGCGAUGUGAUAGGAGGGUAUUGUUAACAAGGUUUUUCUUAAAUCAAUUCAUACGUUUUUAUAUCAAUUCAUCAAUGCACACUUACGUUUUUGUCCUGAUCACAGAAACAUUUGAAAUUUAAAAAAAAUAAUACAAAAUUCUCAUGUACAAUGCACGCAUUUCAAAGAAACAUAUUCCUCAACUAUGCUGAUAAUAUAGUUCUUAAUUGUAAUGGGAUUAAACAUGUUCCUGACAAGGAAUUAGAAUAUAGUGAUGCAAAUGUAAA
Molecule: messenger RNA, 931 nt
Organism: Thamnophis sirtalis
Lineage: Eukaryota; Metazoa; Chordata; Lepidosauria; Squamata; Natricidae
Product: osteocalcin-like
Cellular component (GO): extracellular region
Molecular function (GO): calcium ion binding
Source: RefSeq, a predicted model, not a curated record